Fusarium redolens is the source of this 1573-nucleotide messenger RNA. RefSeq names its product transmembrane amino acid transporter protein-domain-containing protein. Gene Ontology annotation, cellular component: vacuolar membrane. The transcript has 4 exons. The record is from RefSeq and is a predicted model, not a curated record. Gene Ontology annotation, molecular function: amino acid transmembrane transporter activity. Bases 113 to 1573 code for a protein of 486 amino acids. NCBI's taxonomy places the organism in Eukaryota, Fungi, Ascomycota, Sordariomycetes, Hypocreales, Nectriaceae. Gene Ontology annotation, biological process: amino acid transmembrane transport.
AUUCGUUCUAUCUUUUUCGACAUUCAUCUUCUCUGAUACGCUCGUUCUGCAAACGCUCGAUACCUUCUUACCCAUCCGUAUACCUUAUAAAGUAUACACCUACGACUUCAGAAUGUCUUCCGGUGAAAUCACUGUCGUUGAAGAAGCCAAGGAUUCCAACUCUACGAAGGAGAAAAGAUCCGACCUUGGCACGAGUAAUUCGAACUGGUCCACCAGGAACAAUAGCCACGUCGAAGAUGCAGUCUUUGGCCAUGUUGGCGACAAAGGCCCCAACUACCGCAGCCUUUCAUGGAUAGGUACCAUCGCCCUCAUGACCAAAACCCAAGUCGGUCUCGGUGUCCUCGCUAUCCCCAGAACGUUUCAUGUUCUCGGCCUUAUCCCCGGCGUCUUUUGCCUCGUAGCGAUCGGCGGUAUGACAGCUUGGUCGAACUACAUGGUUGGUGCUUUCAAGCUCAACCACCCAGAAGUGUAUACCAUAGAUGAUGCUGGGGGCAAGAUGUUUGGCAGGGUUGGUCGCGAAAUCUUUGCUGUGAUCUUUAUGCUGAACUGGGUCUUCAUCUCUGCAUCAGCCAUGCUGGGUAUCUCGGUUGGCUUCAAUGCUGUAUCAACACAUGCCCUCUGCACCUAUGUCUUCGUCAUUAUCGCCGCCAUCAUCACGUUUCUCCUAGCCAGUAUCCGAACCCUGAGCAAGAUAGGAUGGAUUGCAUGGGUUGGUAUUGUCUGCAUCAUGACCGCCAUCUUCUCUGUUACCAUUGCCGUCGGCGUCGAGAGUAAGAUUCCUGCAGCUAAGGCGGGAAACUCUACCUUCAAGCUCACCAACAACCCUUCCUUUUCCGAGGCCAUGGCAGCACUCUCCAGCCACGUCUUCGCCUAUGCCGGCACGCCCGCCUACUUUUCCAUCAUUGCCGAGAUGCGCGACCCGACGCUUUACACAUCAGCACUUAUCUGGUCGCAGAGUAUUAUUACUGCUGUCUACGUUGUGAUUGGUGUUGUUAUAUACUACUACGUCGGUUCUAAUGUUGCAUCUCCUGCUUUGGGUUCUGCCGGCCCCAUCAUGAAGAGGGUCGGCUUUGGAUUUGCUCUGCCAGGCCUUUUUGUAAGUGCCAUGAUUGUCACUCAUGUUCCAGCCAAGUACAUAUUCCUUCGUAUCCUCCGCGGCUCUGAGCACCUCCACCGCAACAGUUUAACUCAUUGGGGUACUUGGCUUGGCUGCACUGGCGGCACCACUGUUAUCGCCUACAUCAUUGCCAGCGCUAUUCCCCAAUUUGACCCUCUCGUGUCAUUGGUUGGUGCAUCUUUCGGCGUUUUCCUCUGCUUUCAGCCCUUCGGAUGUAUGUGGCUGUACGACAACUGGGGACGCAAAGAGCGUGGCCUCAGGUGGAAAGGCAUGUUCGCCUGGAGCAUCUUCAUCAUUAUUAUCGGCACCUUCCUCAUGAUCGGCGGUACAUAUGGCUCUGCUGAAGGCAUCAGCAUUGCCAGGAAGACGCCAUCUGGUUCCCCUUGGACUUGCGCCGAUAAUUCUAACCCGGCGCCCAAGAACUUGACAUCCAGUAACUCUACAACCACUAGCUAA